AUGCCCAUCACCCAACUCGACUUCCCCAUCUUGCUUUCUUUCAACUGUGCGGUCCAGAAGAUGACGGGCGCUGAUGCGGCGGGCCAACAGCAACCGCAACAGGAUGCGACUGGCGGUGGUUCGAUACCCUUACCCAAAGGCGUUGUGUUGGGGCCAGACGGGAAGCCGUGAGUUUCAUGUCUGUGAUAGUAUGUUCUGGUGGAAAAGCAUUGCUGACUCUUCUCAUGGCCGCAGAUGUCGAACAUGCACUUCCUCGGCGCAAUGGCGAACGAUGAUGGGCCAAGCAGCCAAAGCACCUCCCAAACCCCAACCGAGCACCACGCAAUGUCCCGCCGACGUCGAAGAGCUAGGCCGAUCGACAUGGACGUUCCUCCACACCCUCACGGCGAACUACCCUGAACGCCCCUCCUUCACACAACAAGCCGAAACCAGACAAUUCCUGGGCCUCUUCGGGAAACUGUAUCCCUGCUGGCAUUGCGCGGAGGAUUUCCGGACGUGGAUGAGCGAGGGGAAUGCGCCGCGGGUCAGUAACAGGGAGGAAUUCGGGCGAUGGAUGUGUGAGGCGCAUAAUGCUGUGAAUGUGAAAUUGGGCAAGAAGGAGUUUGAUUGCGGGCGGUGGGAGGAGAGGUGGAGGACCGGGUGGAAGGAUGGGAGAUGUGAUUGA
Molecule: messenger RNA, 664 nt
Organism: Lecanosticta acicola
Lineage: Eukaryota; Fungi; Ascomycota; Dothideomycetes; Mycosphaerellales; Mycosphaerellaceae
Source: the annotation of a GenBank genome assembly